CGUUAAGUGUCUGAGAACUGUUGAAUUAUUACUUUGGUUGACAGAGGAGUAGGCUGAUGACAGAGGAGAGGAUCUGUGAUGGCACAGGGCUGUUUACCAGUUUAAACCAUUGAGUUGAACAGAUUGUAAAAUAUAUUUAUUUUAAUGUUUAGUCAGAGAGGUAGGAAAGGAAGGAUAGGAUAUUAAAUGCUUAACUAAUCAUUAUCAACAGGUUGGAGGUUUUAGAGCCUACUUAACUCAUGUUGGCACUACUGAUGAAUUGAAAAAUAAUAUUGAUUUGUGUUUUUGUUUUAUUCAGUUUAUAAUGUAAUAUUCAACAUCACAAUUUACAGUCUUCAAAAUUAACAGCAACACUACUUAUAACAAACCCAAACUGAAUAUUUUAAACACCAUAAAGGUUGUAAUUCUUGCAGGGUUGUUGAAUCAUACUGCAUAAGUGUUAGCUAAACGUAAUCCAAUAAACUAAAUGUAAUUGAAAAUAACAUAGAAUAUUGGUUUAUAGUUGUUGUUGUUUUUUUGUAGUUAAUAGAUAACUGUUCUUAACCACUAAUUGUCUAAAUAAAUGUUAUGUUAAUUUCAUUUUUAAUUUUUCUGUUCACAGAAUUCAAGCACGUCCAGUUCAUGUGGAAAUGUAAGUUUUGUGCCUUUUCCUCCAGUGGCCAAGGAAAAAUAAUACAGCAUUAUAAAGAGCAUCAUGGACAUCACCGGAGGUGUUCAGGCCUUGUCUGCAUUUAUCAAGACUGUUUGAACACAUUUCAAACCCAAACUGAACUUAAAAACCACUUGAAAGAACAUUCAAAAGGUCAUAAAAUUGUGACCAAGUUAUGCUGUGAUUUGUGUACAUUCUCAGAGCCUAGUAACAUUAUCAAAUAUUGUGCCCAUCUGAAGACUCAUUUGAGGAACAGGGAAACAGUUAAAUGUCCGUUUGCAGGUUGCUCUUUCAAGUCCAAUGUACUGUCAACAUUUACUUCUCAUAGAAGUCGCUAUCAUAGGUUGUCCACCUUAAACAGUUUAAGACCAGAGCUUUUUGUACACCAUGCACUUACAAAUGCAGUGCUAGAAGAGGAUUCUGUUUCUGGGACUGAGGCAUCAACUUCAUAUGAUUCAGUACCCGAGGGUGUACCUCCUCUUGAAAAUGGAGAGGCAAUUAAACGUCAGUUGGCAUCUUUAUUUAUCCGUAUGCAAACAAUUCUGCAUGUUUCAAAUUCUGCAGUACAGGAAGUAAUUGAUGAGUUAUUUGACAUUGGAGACUUUGCUUAUAAAAAUAUUAAAACAAUUAUAGAGAAAGUUUUGGAGGAAAAUAACUGUGCAGCUGAUGCCUCUGUUGUAACAUCAUUGUCUGAUGAAAUACAAUCGUUGAACCCACUCAAAUUUCUUUCAAGAGCAGGGCCUUUGGGCACAGAACGUAAAAGGCAGUCAUUUUACAGAAAGAUUUUUACAGUGAUUGAACCGGUUGAAUAUGUGCUAAAUCCACAAGAAAAAAAUCAUUCAUUUGUUUAUGUUCCUAUUUUAGAUUUGUUAAGUAAGUUGUUGGAAAGAAGUGAGAUUCUAGAGAAAUUACAGAGAUCCAAUGGACAGGAAGGUCAUUACUGCUCAUUUCAAGAUGGUGAAUACUUUAAAGAAAACAAACUUUUUGCUGAAGAAUUAGGCAUAGCUCUUGGCUUAUACAUUGAUGAUUUUGAAAUCUGUAAUCCAUUGGGAACUUCAAGAAAGAAACAUAAGUUGUGUGGUAUAUAUUGGGUGAUAGCUAACUUACCCAUAAGACUUAGAUCAACAUUAUCAUCAAUUUAUCUAGCUGCAUUGUGCAAAACUGUACAUAUAAAACAAUAUGGUUACAGCAAAGUUUUGGAGCCUCUGAUUAGAGACCUUCAGCAUUUAGAGACGACUGGUGUAUUUGUGAAAAGACUUGGGUCUUGUGUCAAAGGUACUGUUUUGUAUGUGUCUGCCGAUAACUUAGGUGCACACUCCCUUGCUGGAUACCAAGAGUCUUUCAACGUGGAGAAAUUUUGCAGAUUUUGUUUGGCUAACCUUAAAGAUAUUCAGCAUCAUGAUGUCAGAAGUGGGGCAUUUACUUUGAGAACACCAGAACUGUUUGAUGAAGCCAUUAAUGUGCUUAACACAACUAAUGCCUCGUGUGUUCAUGGUUUGAAGAGAGACUGUCCUUUAAGCAGACUUGCCCACUUUCAUCCUGUAAAAGGUUUUCCACCUGAUUUUCUGCACGAUUUAUUGGAGGGAAUUGUACCUGUGGAACUAUGCAUAUGUCUUUCAGAUCUUAUUGCUAAAAAGUAUUUCACAUUGAAUGAUCUUAAUGAUAGAAUAGCAUCAUUUCCUUUUCAGUUUUCUGACAAAACUAACAGGCCUCAGACAAUACCAACAAACUUUUCAAAAAAAAGAACAAUUGGUGGCAACGGACACGAGAACUGGGCACUUCUGAGAUUUCUUCCACUGUUGAUUGGCCAUCAUGUUCCAGAGAGUGAAAAGACUUGGUCUGUGAUCCUUGAACUGAAAGACAUUGUGGAGGUGUUAUCAAGCCCCUCUUUCACAACAGAAACCCUGUGCUACCUACAAGCCAAAAUUUCUGACCACAGACAGUUGCUCUUAGAAUUAUUUCCUGGUACUAAAUUACGCCCUAAACAUCAUUAUCUUGAACAUUAUCCUGUUCUGAUUCAGAAAUUUGGACCAUUAAUUGAGUUCUGGACAAUACGAUUUGAGGCAAAACAUUCUUUUUUUAAAAGAAUGGUUCACAAUACUGGCAAUUUCAAAAAUAUUCUGCACACGUUGGCCACAAGACAUCAACUGAUGUUGUCAUAUUACUUGGAGAUGCCAACUAUUUUCAAGCCAAGCAUUGAGACUGGACGAGUAUCAGUUGUGUCUGUGGGCAUCCUAGAUGCUGCAAUCAGAGAGGCUGUAUGGAAUAAGUUUGAAGGUCUGGACUCUGUUUCACUCACCUCCAUUGCUUACUUGAAUGGGACAAAAUAUUCUAAAGGCAUGGUACUCUCAGUUGGACAGACGUGUGGACUGCCAGAUUUUGGGAGAGUAUUGGAGAUCUGUGUAGUGGAUGGUUACAUAUCAUUCAUUACUGAACUAUUCACAGCGACCUUCCAAGAGCAUUUCAGGUGUUACCAGCUUGCCAGAAGAGAUCCUGCAACAAUUGUGGUCAUUGAUCCGGACCGUCUGAAUGACUACAUUCCCCUUGCUGCAUACCCUGUUGAAGAAAAGCUGCUCGUCACUCCAAGGACAUUCAUGUUACAUUAAGUUCUUGGUAUCUCAUCAAUGAUGCUUCUCAGAGUCAUCGUCUCACCUCAGGAAAUAAGACGUGUCACCCUACAGGAGGUUCCCCCAUCAGUUGAUGAGCUAUGUGUAGUUCUGGGCAACACUCUGGGCCUCCGUGGGAAGUUCCUUUUACAGUUUGAAGAUCCAGACUUUGGGAAUGAGCUCUGCAAUUUGACAGACAUCAAGGACCUACCAACUGAACGAGCCACACUGAAAGUUCUGUUCACGUUUUCUGAACCAGUUUCUGACUCGACAUUAGAUACUGCAAGCCUUAGUUCCCAGAAUAGUGCAAGCCCCGAGCCCCCUAGUAGUGGUGAUUCUUCAGAAUGGCCUGAUCCCUUUGUUAUUUCAGAUUUCUCCCAUGACGUUGAGUUUCAGCUGAGGGUAGCAAAUGAUGCCUAUGCCAAGGAUGGAGCUGUGACGGUCAUCUCAAAGAGUGUGAAGAGUGAAAUACUGGACAGACUGGCUGAUAGCAUAACCAGAAUCACUUGCUAUCCAAGUAAAGACAAUUUAGAAAGCGUAGCCAAAGCUCUUGUUGCAAAGCAUCCUUGUCUCAGGGAGCCGGGUUCAGGUAAAGGAUGGUACUGCUGGAGAUUCAGCCUGAUAUUCAAGAUGGGCAAUUACCGUCAGAGGAUGAUGGCAGCUGGAUGCCCUGAAGUUCUUGUAAAUAAAAGAAAAAGACAGGGAAACACCAAGCCAGUCAAGAAGGCAAAAAAGGGAGAGAUCCACUACUUACCAGAGCCACCUGAUGGACAAACUACUGUUAAAUCAGAGAAGGAUCGUGAGACCAUGCUUUUGGAAGUGCAGAAGAGAGAGCCAGAUUUGCACCUGCUCGAUGAAUUGAUGACUGCAACAUUCUCCCAGCGAAGACAAGAGAUCAUUGGUGACGAGCCACUCAUUGCUGCAGUCAAGGACAGAUGGCCUGCAUUGUUUAGUGAGAGACAGCUCAGUGCUGAGUUCAGUAGAAUCGUCACCAAAGACCUGCUGGAGUCAUUCCUGGAUGGACUUGAUGCCUUGGUGCCAGAUGUUCUACAGAUGUACGGAGAAGCUGCUGCAUCAGGCAGGAGGGUGCGCCUGAGCAGUGUUCUCAGUUGUCUUCAAAAGGAGGACACGAACCAAAACAAAAGAACAGCUGUCCUACUUGGUCUUCCAUGCUACCUUGCAGAAGAUUCCUCUGACAUAAUCAGGAUGUGUGAUGCUCAUGGUGAAACCCUUGACGUGCUAAUGAGCGGGAUGCAAGUUGGACUGUUGAUUGGACACGAAGGCCCUCUGCAUGAUGCAUUUCCAUUGGAUGUUUUCAACGUGGCUCUGGUAGUAGAGGAGAAGAUCAUCCUACAUGACCUCCGAGAUGUGUCCACAGGCUUUGCCAUGUUACUGGGUGCAAUCUACUGCCUAAACCUUGAGUACCCACGUAAUAUGAAGUAUUCUUUUGAGUUCCUGCAGAGGGUUGUCAUGAACAUUAAACCGGACCAAUGUUCAGCCAGAAUCCAUGGACUCAGAAAUAAACUGCUUAGAUAUCGCAUGUAAACAAAGAAAUGCACUCGUCAAGCAACUACUAGGAGGCAGCAGUUAUUUGGGAAGCUUGCCUUGUUCUUUACACUAGCAUACAGGUUUUCAUCGGCUUAGUUUGUUCAGCACAAGUCAGGUAUGCGUGACAAAUGUGUCACUUGUGAAGUUGAAAAAUCUGAAAUUGUUGAAAAAUCUAAAAUAGUUCAAAUGUGCAAAACAUUUUGAGGUAUAAUGAAAACAAACUUGUUUCGAAUUGUGGUUAAAGAAUCUUUUAGACGUGGAUGUUGAUGUUUUGUAAAGCUCUGCGUAUACCACAUUUUUCCUCUGUACAACUUUGCCAUACUUAUUCUCUCAUUGACAGUUUUAAAAUUGUGUUCAAUUAACACAAAUUUAAGUGAGGAUAAGUAAGUAAGUAUUUAUAAUGUACACCAUUGUUUUUGUUCAUAUGACGAUAUGGACCGGUUAUCUCACUUUUUGCCUCUUAUGACACCUGCCCAUCUGUCCCCCUUUCCCCAGCACUCUCGGUUGUCAACCUCAGUGAGGCCUGUUUUGAUGCCAAGACAUGUUUAAGAUGUAUCAAUGUUCCACAUUGUUCAUAUUCAUGUCGAGAUUUUAUGAUUAUCUGUUUACUAUCUCACAUACCUCAUUGUUCAACCCCACCUCACCUUCUUUCUUUCUACGAGUCCACCCUCUGUCUCGCUGUCUGUCUGCAAGUCCACCCUCUGUCUGUCUGUCAGUCCACCCUCUGUCAGUCCACCCUCUGUCUGUCUGUCUGUCUGUCUGUCUGUCCACCCUCUGUCUGUCUGUCUUGUCUGUCUGCAAGUCCACCCUCUGUCUGUCUGUCUUGUCUGCCUGCAAGUCCACCCUCUGUCUGUCUGUCUUGUCUGUCUGCAAGUCCACCCUCUGUCUGUCUGUCUUGUCUGUCUGCAAGUCCACCCUCUGUCUGUCUGUCUGCAAGUCCACCCUCUGUCUGUCUGUCUUGUCUGUCUGCAAGUCCACCCUCUGUCUGUCUGUCUUGUCUGUCUGCAAGUCCACCCUCUGUCUGUCUGUCUUGUCUGUCUGCAAGUCCACCCUCUGUACAUUACAGAGACAUACAUUGGGUAUGGCAUGUUAAAACCUUUAACUUCUGUUAAAGUUUAUAUAAAUGUAUUUAUAAAAUAAAUGUUCUUGGACAAAUGCAAGAAUUCAGUGUGAAGCUCUGUCAUUUACCAUGCAAGUUGAAACAAAUUUAGAAUUUUAAUCCUCUUAACUUUAAAUGGGGAGUCGUAUAAAUACGGCUAAGUUAGUUUAACUCAGAACUGUGAGUUACAAUAAUAAUGAAAUAUCUGUUUGUUUUACUAGCUAAAGAAUGUUAUUGUAUUGAUAAUGUUUAAAAAAAAUGUUGUUUUAACUCACAGUAUCAAGUUUAAACAAGAUGUGAUUAAAAGUUUUCAUGUAUCAAUGAUGUAUAACUAUAUUUUGUUUCAACUAAUGGUAUCAAGUUAACAUUACAAGUGAUUAAAAGUUAAGUCAACUUUGACAACUUAAAAAACAACAUUGUGACAACUAGAACAGUGUAGUAUAAUCAACCUUUUGAACUUUAUUUUCAGAGUUGAAACAAAGGUAAUCUUAAAUUGA
Messenger RNA from Eleginops maclovinus (Patagonian blennie), 6399 nucleotides. RefSeq lists its product as uncharacterized. Bases 3274 to 4800 code for a protein of 508 amino acids. Lineage: Eukaryota; Metazoa; Chordata; Actinopteri; Perciformes; Eleginopidae. The transcript is spliced from 5 exons. The record is from RefSeq and is a predicted model, not a curated record.